Molecule: messenger RNA, 1458 nt
Organism: Bemisia tabaci
Lineage: Eukaryota; Metazoa; Arthropoda; Insecta; Hemiptera; Aleyrodidae
Source: RefSeq, a predicted model, not a curated record
CGUUUCUCUUCAUGGCGCAAGCUCAUCCGCGUGAUCGCUCUAGUCCUUCGUUUCAUACACAACCUCAAGCAUCCUCAGGCCAAACGCACGGGUCCUUACCAGCCUGAUGAGAUCGACCAUGCCGAGAAGACCGUUGUCAGCAAAAUUCAAAGGGAUGCCUUCGCCAAAGACAUCGCCGAUAUCAGAAAGAACUCCACCUGCUCACAACGCAUUCGGCAUCUAACCCCCUUUCUAGACAGCGCUGGGCUCCUAAGAGCGGGGGGACGCAUUUCACAGUCUGAUCUCGAAGAAAAUCGGAAGCAUCCAAUGAUCCCACCCGGUGACCAUCAUCUAGUAAAGAAACUCAUCCACACCACCCAUUUGGAUACCCUGCAUGCUGGACAACAGCUGUUACAAUCUGUUCUAGCGCAAAAAUUCUGGAUCCUUGCCGGUCGCUCGGCGAUCCGCCAGGUCACACGCGCUUGUGUAAAGUGCUUCCGUGCCAAACCUCGCAACGAGGUCCCCAUGAUGGGUGAUCUUCCCCCAGCUCGGGUUCGACCAGCGCGACCCUUCUCGCAAACAGGAAUGGAUUACGCCGGACACUUUGAGGUUAAGGUUCACACCCUCCGCUCCGCUCGCAGCGUCAAGGCCUAUCUUUGCAUUUUCGUUUGCAUGGCCACAAAGGCGGUACAUAUAGAGGUCGCCGAGGAUCUCACCACCGAUGCCUUUCUUGCGGCUCUCACCUGCUUUUCGUCUCGCCGGGGACGGCCGUCUGCUCUUUAUUGCGAUUGUGGAACCAACUUUGUGGGCGCCAGCAACGAACUAAAACGCACGCUUUCAAGCAUCCACCAGGAACUACUGCAGGAACAUGGUCCUCUUGCGGCCGAGAGAUUCCAGGGAAUACGCUUUCACUUCAUCAGUCCUGCCGCGCCUCAUUUUGGAGGGCUCUGGGAGGCGGCUGUCAAAUCCGUCAAAGGCCAUCUUCGUCGAACCAUACAAGGACAAACACUCACCCUGGGUGAGUUUAGAACACUCACGGUUAGAAUUGAAGCCAUGCUUAAUUCAAGACCAAUCACACCCGCCUCCAACGACCCAAACGACCUCGCACCUCUAACCCCGGCCCAUUUUCUGAUCGGUGGGGCAAUACAGCAACCUGAGGAGCCCGAGCGCACAAUAACUACCUAUGGCAAGCGCUGGCACAGAGUGCAAGCCAUGGCUCAGGCCAUCUGGCGUCGUUGGAGCCAUGAAUACCUCCAAACCCUUCUCUCUAAGGGUAAAUGGGCCCAGGACAGGCGCAAUCUUGAAGUUGGAGACCUAGUACUCAUACAUGAGCCCAACUGCCCCCCUCUCGACUGGCGCUUAGGUCGUGUAUCUCAAGUCUUUCCGGGCCGCGACAAUCGAGUUCGCGUCGCGAUCGUGCAAACCGCGACCGGCGUCUUGCGGCGACCAGCGGUCAAGUUGUUCCCGCUCCCCUGCUAG